Messenger RNA from Emericellopsis atlantica, 681 nucleotides. RefSeq lists its product as uncharacterized. The transcript is spliced from 3 exons. The record is from RefSeq and is a predicted model, not a curated record. Bases 117 to 680 code for a protein of 187 amino acids. Lineage: Eukaryota; Fungi; Ascomycota; Sordariomycetes; Hypocreales; Bionectriaceae.
CGUCGUCGGAUGUAAAAGUAGGACGCGACGACUUCUACAAGUACUAGCAAUCAAGGUCUCGUCAGCAGGCGACAUCUGCUACUUUUCAUAACCUCAACCACCAUUCAAAGCUCAACAUGGAUACCGUUUCGACCUACAGCUUCGGCAACCUCGCCUGGCUUUCCACGCAGGCAGUACCUCUGAUCAUCUGGCCAUCGUCCAUAGGAGCUCUCCUACGUGUUGAAGAUGCCACCUCAAGCUCUCUAGAAGCCUACUUUGCUCGGUCACUCGGGUUUGCCCUCCUGGCCUUGGGCCUUAUCGUGGUCCUUCUCUCUGGCGCCGUUCCAUUAGGCUCCGAAGUUGACGGUAAGAUCAUAUCCCACCGAGAUGGUUCCUCCAAACUGACUCAGACAGCCCCCCAAAAUGGCCUGUCUCCCUAUGCAAGCGCUGCUCUCACAAUUGCGGUUCUCCAUCACACUGCCGCUGCCUGCUACACUUACUCACGCUACGCGUGGACCGGACAGACGGGUUUCAUCCUCGGCACGAUUGGAAGCAGCUUCUUCGCGGCAUUGGGGCUGUAUUGCAUUAUGUUUGCGGGCGAUAAGGCCAUGAUCAGUCGGUAUCACAAGUUUGACCAAGGAACCAGCGGGUUCCCGUUCAAGAACAAGGAGUCCUACCGCUCCAAGAAGAAGGCGCUGUAGA